CGCCGGGGAGGCCCGGAGGGCGGAGCCGCGGCCCGAGGACGCGACGCGAGCCCAGUUCCGGCGAGGAGGCCGCGCCAGUGACAGCGAUGGCGGCGGAGUCGGCGCUCCAAGUGGUGGAGAAGCUGCAGGCGCGCCUGGCCGCCAACCCGGACCCGAAGAAGCUAUUGAAAUAUUUGAAGAAACUCUCUGCCUUGCCUAUUACAGUAGACAUUCUUGCGGAAACUGGUGUUGGGAAAACAGUAAAUAGCCUGCGAAAACACGAGCACGUUGGAAACUUUGCCAGAAACUUAGUGGCCCAGUGGAAGAAGUUGGUUCCUGUGGAACGGAACACUGAGCCUGACGAACAGGACUAUGAGAAGAGCAGUUCCCGAAAGCGCCCGAGGGACGCCCUUCAGAAGGAGGAGGAGAUGGAAGAGGACUACCCAGAAAACUGGAAAGCCUCCAGUAGCCAGUCCUAUAGUCCGGAUCACAGACAGAAAAAACACAGAAAACUCUCGGAGUUCGAGAGACCUCACAAAGUGUCUCACAGUCACGAGAGGAGAGACGAGAGAAAGAGGUGCCGCAGAGCCUCGCCAGUCUACUCUUCAGACCACGAAUCAUCUGACUAUGGCCACGUCCAGUCCCCUCCGUCGUCUGCCAGUCCUCAUCAGAUGUCCGUGGACCAUUACAGAUCCCCGGAGGAGGACCAUGAGCCCUUUGUCCCACACCAGAAGCCCGGAAAAGGCCACAGUAAUGCCUUUCAGGACAGACUAGGAGUCAGUCAAGAACGACACCUGGGCGAACCCCAGGGCAAAGGGGUCAUGAGUCAGAACAAGGAGCACAAAUCUUCCCACAGAGAAAAAUGUCCCGUGGAUGCCAGGGGAGAUGAGAAGUCGUCCCUGAGCAGAGAGAAGUCCCACAAGGCCGUCUCCAAAGAGGAGACACGGAGGCCGCCCUCCGGGGACAGCUCGAGAGAGAAGCCGCCCUCGAGUGGGGUGAGGAAGGAGAAGGAGAGGGAGGGCGGCACCAAGAAGAAGGGUCUGCCCGCCUCGGAGGCGGCUUCAGACAACCACGUGAAAAGACCAAAGCACAGAGACUCGGAGAAAACCAGAUCCGACAAAAACAAGCCCGGCGUAGACAGCUUAGACGCGGGGAAGGGGGCAGGAGACCUGUUGCCCAAGGUGAAAGAGAAGGUUUCUAACAACCUAAAGACUCAAGAGGGGAAAGUGAAAACGGCUCAUUCAGAUAGAAAGUCAGUGGGCUCCCUCCCUAAAGCUGAGGAGGCAGACGCGGAUGACGAGUUUGAGCAGCCCACCAUGUCUUUUGAGUCAUACCUCAGCUAUGACCAGCCCCGGAAGAAAAAGAAAAAGAUUGUGAAAACUUCAGCCACGGCUCUUGGAGAAAAAGGACUUAAAAAAAACGAUUCGAAAAGCACUAGUAAAAACUUGGACUCGGUUCAGAAAUUACCUAAGGGGCACGAAAACAAGUCAGAGAAGCUUCAGCUGGCUGGGGCUGACGCAGCCAAGCUGAGAAAGGUCCCCACCGAGGCGUUGCCCGACCUCCCCUUGCCCGUGAUACAGGCCAAUUACCGUCCACUUCCUUCCCUCGACUUGAUAGCCUCCUUCCAACCAAAGCGAAAAGCCCUCUCAUCACCCCAGGAAGAGGAAGAAGCUGGAUUCACUGGGCGGAGAAUGAAUUCUAAGAUGCAGGUGUAUUCCGGUUCCAAGUGUGCCUACCUCCCCAAAAUGAUGACCUUGCACCAGCAGUGCAUCCGGGUACUUAAGAACAACAUCGACUCGAUCUUUGAAGUGGGAGGUGUCCCGUAUUCUCUUCUUGAACCCGUUUUGGAGAGGUGUACGCCUGAUCAGCUGUAUCGCAUUGAGGAAUACAAUCACGUAUUAAUUGAAGAAACAGAUCAAUUAUGGAAAAUUCAUUGUCACCGAGACUUUAAGGAAGAAAGGCCAGAGGAGUAUGAGUCAUGGCGGGAGAUGUACCUGCGGCUCCAGGAUGCCCGAGAGCAGCGGCUACGACUGCUGACGAAGAACAUCCGAUCCGCACACGCGAAUAAGCCCAAAGGCCGACAAGCAAAGAUGGCCUUUGUCAACUCUGUGGCCAAACCACCUCGCGAUGUUCGGAGACGGCAGGAGAAGUUUGGAACAGGGGGAGCGCUUGUGCCCGAGAAGAUCAAGAUUAAGCCAGCCCCGUACUCCACAGGAAGCAGCCACGCUCCCUUCAGCAGUGGCAGCAGCAACAGCUUUAACGCCAGCCCCGAGGAGCCAGCCUACGACGGCCCGAGCACCAGCAGUGCCCACUUGGCGCCUGUGGUCAGCAGCACCGUUUCCUAUGACCCUAGGAAACCGACUGUGAAGAGUGAGUAACUUGAGGUUCCUACUCAGAAAUUGCCCCAAUGAUGGCCAAGACGAUUAAAGCUUUCAAGAACAGAUUCUCCCGACGAUAAACCGAGGUCUUGCCUUGGAGAUGGAGUUUGGGUCGAGGAAUAUAAGGACAGCAGGGGCUGGGGAAUGGAACUUGCAGAGGAGACCAGCGUCUUUGCUGUGUGGAACCUCUUGGUCUCCAGAUCCCGUGCCGUUCGCAGGUGCCGCGCCUGCGCGCCCGUGCGCUGCGGCCACUGCCUCCCUGCCUGGAGAAUCCUUCAGAAUUCUGAAGAAGAUGUGAAGCCUCGGUCUCACUGAGGAUUUUAAGGUCAAUUAUACUUUUGUUGUUAAUUAGCUUCUUUGUAAACUAUAAGACAUAGUUUUAAUUAAUAAAUAUUGUCCCCAGAUUGUAUUUAUAUUACCCCCAGGGUUUUUUUGGUUUUUUUGUUUGAUUGUGUUUGGUCCUCUACCACACACUUAGCCUUUCAGGGCCCUUUAUUAAAGUUAGACAGAAGCCUAGUGAAAGCCAUUCCCCGGUCCCGGUUCAGCUCUCCUGAGUGGACUCCGGUCUAGAGGGAGGACUGGCGUCCCCAGAGCCUGCAUGGUGCCAGCUGCACGUGGGCCAAGGUGUGGGUCCUGGGCCGCCUGUCCUAGAGGGGAGCCUCGACGUGGAGACAGGAAGUGUUCAGGUUAGACCCUCACCCUGAGACCCUGCUCAGUGUUGCUUUGAGUUCCUAUGCAGGUGCAUCUCGUUCUUACUCAUCAAAUAGUAUUUAUUAAGGGAGGUUAUUUGUAAAGUUCUAGAGUCUUUCCCCCAUUCUUUUUGCCAGUUCCCACUGUUUUUUGAGGCUCACUAGAGGACACAGAACCUUGAGAGAUGGAUUUGCACAGAACCUCAGCAUUUCUGCCAUUUCUAAUUUCUGAUUCACAGCUUGAGGGCUUUUCUCCUCCCCUCUUUUUCCUUCUCCCCACUAGUGUGGGGAAAAAACACAAACACAUGGCAGGGCUCUUCGUAGCCCCCCAAAUACAACUUUGGAGUUUUCAAAGACAGCGCUUUCAUCUCUUGUUCCCUGUGACUUGCACUAGAAGUGGAUGGUUUUGAAAGGUGUGAUGCUGUGUUGGAAAUUGGCUUUGUUUUUGCCUUUCUUUAAAAAGUAAGAUCAUGUGAUUGGAAGAGCACAAUUUGCUUUGUUUUGUAGCAGACACUCUCACUACUUUUUGAGUGUUUAAGCCAGAAUUUGGAGGGAAGGGCCAACUGAGGGGAAGUGUGUGAGCUGUAGCAUCCGGAUGGGAGAGAACCACAAGGGCAUCCGUCAGGUUUGGGAGGACGGUGUCAUUGCCCUUCUUGGCUGUGGAAGAGCACUGAUCUAGCAGGAACCCACUUGAUUGUGACCCAGGUGGAAGCAGAUGCUAUAAAUUUGAGGCGCCCAUCCUUAAGAAACCUGACAAUUAGACUGAGGGCACGGUUAGUGUGACAGCCUGAGGAGCUUGGCAGUUAGUCCCCGCAAUAAGUUCGCUGAAAGCCAAGAAUCUGGAGCUCACUGUUUUCAAUCAUCCUGGAAACCUCGGUUAGGCCAACGGAAGAUUCCAGAGCAGCGCAGGAAAUCUGUACAGCAAAGGCUGCAUUGUUCAGUGUGCGUUGCUGCGCAGGUGCCUGUUGUGAUGGGACACAACUAUUGCUGUGUUUUAAUUUGCUGUAUUUUUGAAUUGGGUAAAGUAUUUCUCUUGGUUGUCGGUAUUACCAUUCCACCCCUACCCUGCUCCCCAAAUCUGAUACUGGGAAGCCUCCUCCCUGAAACCAAAUGAACCUCGGGCAGGUGCCAGACAUCGUUGCCUAGAUCAGCUCCCUCUAGGUGCCCAGCAUCUCGAAUUUGUCUCUUAGCUGUGUGUUCAAGUCUUUGUCAUUGAACCCAGUGUUUCCUCUUUUAGGUUCAGUUGUGUAUGACUUAAUUUCUUUUAUUAGGAGUCUUUAGGCCGGGAGGGAAGAAAGGACACGUAUUUGUUCAUCCCAACAUCACUACCCAUUUUUGGCACAUAAAGAUUUUUGAUCACCUCUGUUUGCAUAGUGCCACAUCUUUCCUGCCUUCUCCUCCAAGAGUGUCUGCAUCAGGGAUGCGACUUGGCGAGAAGAGUGAGGAGGGAAGAGGAAAAACUGAAUUUCUAAAGGCCCUCCUGCCCUGGGUUAUUGACAUGGCUGCAGAGCAGACACAGGAUGAUGUUGAACCUUUGGUCUCAUUUGUGAAAACUUGUGCAAUUUUUUUUUUUUCUGUGCUACACUACAUACAGAUCACCAAAUUACAAAUUAAUCCUUUGUGAUCCUUGGUGUAAUAAGCAGUUUCUUUGGGGCUUUCUCUUUCUUUCCGGGAAGUGGGAGGGAAAGGAGCAAGGUAUCAUCCUGCUCUUCAUUUGUAUUUUGGUCCCAAAAUGUAAAUACAAUUUUCUAUGUUACUUUUUUGUGGUAACUACCAAGAUGAAUAUUUUAAUUAGAUAAGUUAUAUGAAAAGGAAGGAAAAUUCCAUGUCUAAAUAAAAAACAAAAAACCCCA
Messenger RNA from Equus caballus (horse), 4899 nucleotides. NCBI's taxonomy places the organism in Eukaryota, Metazoa, Chordata, Mammalia, Perissodactyla, Equidae. The record is from RefSeq and is a predicted model, not a curated record.